Triticum aestivum (bread wheat) is the source of this 1083-nucleotide messenger RNA. Its product is annotated as ADP-ribosylation factor-like protein 8c. Gene Ontology annotation, biological process: protein transport. Bases 223 to 864 code for a protein of 213 amino acids. Gene Ontology annotation, molecular function: GTPase activity; GTP binding. The record is from RefSeq and is a predicted model, not a curated record. NCBI's taxonomy places the organism in Eukaryota, Viridiplantae, Streptophyta, Magnoliopsida, Poales, Poaceae. The transcript is spliced from 5 exons.
CGACGUCUCUGGAUUCAGGUUCGGAUUAUUCGUGCACGCCGCUGUGCCGCUUACCGCCCGUGACACGGAUGCUCGUACGGUGUCCGUCUCUGCAGCCAACGCACGUCUCCUGUCGUCUCGUCCUCGUCUUCCUUCCUCCUCCCCAAUCGGCAACCGCGGAUUCCUCCUCGAUAGAUCCGGCAGGCGCACAGGCGACGGUCUCGAGCUGCGACAGAAGGCGCCAUGGGGCUCUGGGACUCGCUCCUCAACUGGCUCCGAAGCCUGUUCUUUAAGCAGGAGAUGGAGCUCUCCCUGGUUGGCCUACAGAAUGCUGGGAAGACAUCUCUAGUCAAUUCAAUUGCUGUACGCAUCAACUCAUACAACUUAAGCUAUGCAACAAUUUUUUUCUUUGUUGUCCUGAUAUUCAUUCAUGGCUGCUAUGCUUCUCAGACCGGUGGAUACAGCGAGGACAUGAUUCCAACUGUAGGCUUUAAUAUGCGGAAAGUCACCAAGGGAAAUGUCACAAUUAAACUUUGGGAUCUUGGAGGGCAACGUAGAUUCCGGACUAUGUGGGAGCGCUACUGUCGUGGAGUUACGGCUAUUCUAUACGUUGUCGAUGCUGCUGACCGGGAUAGCGUUCCGAUUGCUAAAAGUGAAUUGCAUGACCUGCUGACAAAACAAUCUUUAUCUGGGAUCCCCUUACUUAUCCUUGGCAACAAAAUUGACAAGUCAGAGGCACUUUCUAAGCCGGCAUUAGUUGAUCAACUAGGCCUGGAAUCUAUAAAGGACCGUGAAGUUUGCUGCUACAUGAUCUCUUGCAAGGACUCGGUGAACAUAGAUGUUGUCAUUGAUUGGCUCAUCAAGCAUUCCAAGACUGCAAAUUAGGGUUGCUGUGUGUUUGUGCCCCCUUCACGUGUGCCGAGAUGAAUUUAGUUUGCACAUCUCCGUUCUCAUGAUCUGGAAGGUGAUGUAAAAGGUGACAGCCUUGUAAUCUAUGAUACAUCUUUGGUGUCACUGAGGAACAGUAUGGAGUUUGACACUUGGGCCUCAAAAUCUGUAAUGCUCUGUAAAUUCCUUAAAUCUUUGAUUGUUCUUUUGUGUGCA